AUGCAGUCGACGCCUCCUGGGGCCAUCGUUAGGAACUUGACAUUUCAGUCCGAAAAUCUCGGCCGAGACACGACGAUUUUGCUCGUUUUUGAUACUGACAUGGAGGGCCUCUACGACACAAUCUACCCUGUGGUUUGGAAAACCUUUACUUUCCCAAAGACAGACUGGUACAGCUAUAAUGUGACCUACUCGGACGACCUUGGUUUUUCCAAAGUAAGGAUCGGAAAUAGAAACCUCCUUGAUACUCUUGGUCACUUCAAGCUGAAGCCAGGCCAAAAAACCACACUAUCCCUGAACGAUGACGAUGAUCUACGUUUCUCUCUACCUGUGAAUGGUACCAAUGAUUACCUGACGGCAGAGAACGAGACUGGGUUUCAUCAGGACCUUGCAGUCGGCUUUUAUGACCCAUCAAGAACCUUCACGUAUGGGCCUGCUCCGAUGCUCUUCUUCAAAGAAGUUGGGAACGGAAGUAAGGCCACUGCUCAAUGUAAACCGGUCCUGCGCAUCUACGUCGAAUCGGACUAUCGAGAGACCGAGGUCUUGGUCGAUGCCAUUAAAAGCACUGCCAUCUUGGAGCAGGAUCUUCACCAGCUUUUUCGGAACACGGUCUUCAACCUCGAACGGAACAUGCUGACUGGACGUUACAAACUCACGAAGACUAAACCGUAA
This is a messenger RNA of Suillus plorans, 669 nucleotides long. RefSeq lists its product as uncharacterized. The record is from RefSeq and is a predicted model, not a curated record. The transcript has 9 exons. The coding region runs from base 1 to 669 and encodes 222 amino acids. NCBI's taxonomy places the organism in Eukaryota, Fungi, Basidiomycota, Agaricomycetes, Boletales, Suillaceae.